Molecule: messenger RNA, 261 nt
Organism: Cantharellus anzutake
Lineage: Eukaryota; Fungi; Basidiomycota; Agaricomycetes; Cantharellales; Hydnaceae
Exons: 2
Coding region: 1-261 (86 amino acids)
Source: RefSeq, a predicted model, not a curated record
AUGUCCGAUGUUGUGCCCUCCUCUACUCCUCACCACUUGCCACUUGCGCUCGAGAUUGAGCAAUUUCUAGACGCCAUAAUGCGAUUUUAUAGUCUCUUUGCCCUAAUCGUUCUGUUUCCCAUCGUCGCAGCUGAUUUCCACCUUGGCAAGCUCCAUUGUUACGGUGAAGAACCCGACCAAAAUGUCAAUUACGACGUCAUGGUCCCUUCGAACGAUGGUAGCCGAAACCUGGCGGUGAAAUUUGCUCAUGCUCAUGCUUAA